Messenger RNA from Medioppia subpectinata, 909 nucleotides. The record is from the annotation of a GenBank genome assembly. NCBI's taxonomy places the organism in Eukaryota, Metazoa, Arthropoda, Arachnida, Sarcoptiformes, Oppiidae.
AGUGGCGGACAGAAGGCUAGGCUGAGUCUGGCCCGGGCUCUGUACCACUCGGCAGACAUCUACCUCUUGGACGACCCCUUGAGUGCUGUCGACACACGUGUGGCCAAACAUAUCUAUCAAAAAUGUUGUGUUGAGUACCUGAAAGACAAGGCGACUAUUUUAGUGACGCAUAGCAUUCAGUUUCUCAAAGACGCGCAUCAAAUACUUGUGCUCAACGACGGCGAGUGUGUGGCCAUCGGGUCCUACACUCAGCUCAAAGAGGGCGGCAUUGAUCUCAUGGCAUAUCAGAGACAAACCGACGAAACAAAUUAUAGCAUAACUGUGAAAAGGAGGACAUCUGUCUCGCCAUCGAUUGUCUCAACCAUUAGUGAGGGAUCGGAUGUGACGGACGUUAGGGAAGCGGAAGAAGUGGACGAUCAGGCAGUGAACGCCGAACUCAAAAUGAUUGGUUCCGUUAAGUCUACUGUAUAUAUGGCGUACAUUAAGGCCGGCGCCGGACCACUGCUCGUAAUUCUUACCAUUAUGUUUUUGAUCGCUUCUCAAGUGCUUUAUCAGGGAAGCGUUUAUUGGUUAAGCUUAUGAACCGAUGCUCUCAUUCAGACCACUAUUAGACAGAGGUUUAGAUACUGUACUGUCAUUACGAUUGCCCACAGACUCAACACUAUCAUCGACUCCGACAAAGUGAUGGUGUUAGACGCGGGACAAGUGGUUGAGUACGACAUUCCCCACCAUUUGUUGGACACAAGCGAUGGUCUGUUCAGCAAAUUAGUCAAACAAACGGGAAAUGAAAUGUCUAUUCGAUUGAAACAAAUGGCGAAACAAUACUAUUAUCAUAAAAAUGGUAUUAAUUUUAAUAAGAAGGACAUUGAAAAUGAAGGGGAAGUGGAAAGCGAUUGUAAAGACAAUUAA